Molecule: messenger RNA, 2821 nt
Organism: Eleginops maclovinus (Patagonian blennie)
Lineage: Eukaryota; Metazoa; Chordata; Actinopteri; Perciformes; Eleginopidae
Product: pannexin-1-like
Exons: 8
Coding region: 157-1470 (437 amino acids)
Biological process (GO): cell-cell signaling; positive regulation of interleukin-1 production; monoatomic cation transport
Cellular component (GO): plasma membrane
Molecular function (GO): wide pore channel activity
Source: RefSeq, a predicted model, not a curated record
UAGAACUGCAGCUGCUGGAUGUGGAGGUGCUGCCGUUGUUGAGGACUGCUGGAAACAGCUAUAAGUUAUCUGAGCUGCAGCUGACAGCUAUGACACUUUAAGACACAUACUGAGCGGGAGACUGUCCUUAACGUUCGGUAACAGAGCAGCGCUGAGAUGGCCAUCGCACACGUGGCUACGGAGUACGUGUUCAGCGAUUUCCUGCUGAAGGACCCGAACCAGGCUCGAUACCGCAGCGUCCGCACGGAGCUGGCGGUGGACAAGAUGGUGACGUGUGUGGCCGUGGGCCUGCCCCUCCUGCUCAUCUCUCUGGCCUUUGCUCAGGAGGUCUCAGUGGGUACUCAGAUCAGCUGCUUCGCUCCCAAUAACUUCUCCUGGAGGCAGGCUGCUUAUGUGGACUCCUACUGCUGGGCGUCUGUGCACACACACACUGUACCUCUGUGGCUGCACAAGUUCUUCCCGUACAUCCUGCUGCUGGUGGCGGUGCUCAUGUAUGUCCCGGCUCUCUUCUGGAGGUUCUCUGCGGCCCCCCUCCUGCAGUCAGACCUCAGCUUCAUCAUGGAGGAGCUGGACCGCUGCUACAACCGCGCCGUCACUCUGGCCAAACGCAUGGCCACGUCGGGCCUUCUGGGCCCCGACAGCGACCCCACUGACGGGUGUUUUAACUACCCUCUGGUGGAGAAGUUUCUGAUGACGAAGCGCUUCUCCCGCUCCAUGCUGGUUUACUACCUGCUGUGCCGCGGUCUGACGCUGGUCACCCUGCUGUGUGCCUGUGUGUACCUGGGAUACUACCUCCGCCUGGCCUCCGUCACCGAUGAGUUUGGCUGUCAGCUGCGUGUGGGGCUGCUGGCCUCGGACCCGGGGGUCCCGGAGAGGGUGCAGUGUAAGCUGAUUGCUGUGGGGGUCUUUUCUCUGCUCAGCAUGGUGAACUUGGUCCUGUUCAUUGCGCUGGUUCCCGCAGUGAUCUAUGCUGGUUUCCGCCCCCUCUUCUGCAAUGGACAUGCACGCUUCCUGGAAACCUACCAAUCACUGCCCACCGUGAGCGUCCUGCCCGCCCCCAGCAGCCGGUGGGACGACCUCUCUCUGUAUCUGCUCUUCCUGGAGGAGAACAUCAGCGAACUCAAGUCCUACAAAUACAUCAAGGUGUUGGAGCUGCUGAGGAGACGGGACGGAUGCUCCGGAGAGGACUUCGAUGCGAUGGGGCUUCUGCAGACUCUCUACCUGGUGAAGAUGGACACUGUGGAUGGGAACAAGCAGGGGGGGGCUGCAACGAAACAGGAUUCAGUAAGGACGGGAGUAGAGAACUCUGGCAGUAGCCCCUCAGCUGCCAACAGUUCCACCCAUCCCAACUCCUCCGCAGACAACCACAGCAAGACGGCGACCGAGAUGAAAGAGCUCACUCCUCUGCUGCCAGGAAACUGCGACGUGACGGGCAGAGGGGGGGACACCGUCCGCCAGCGAGCGCAGUGAGGCUGGGUGGAAAUCAUCUCAUCUUCUACCUUGUUCAAACUAAUGUUUAUGUGCCUUUCUUUCAAAACCGAUCAAAACAACAAGCAGAGAUGUGUGUGUGUGUGUGUGUGUGUGUGUGUGUGUGUGUGUGUGUGUGUGUGUGUGUGUGUGUGUGUGUGUGUGUGUGUGUGUGUGUGUGUGUGUGUGUGUGUGUGUGUGUGUGUGUGUGUGUGUGUGUGUGUGUGUGUGUGUGUGUGUGUGUGUGUCCAAAUUAUUUUGGGUUUCAGGUUAAAGCACUACAGUACUAUGAUAUACUGAUCCACCCUAUGAAUUGUGGGAAAUUAUGCCUCAGGCUAAUGAACUUAAGUUUGAAUGCUGAUCAUUUCAAGAAUGUUCUGCUCUAGCUGUUUAGAAUAAUGCUAGGAUGUCAUACAUGAUUUCAUGUUAUUUCCUGAAUUCCUCUUUAAUAGAUGUGUAGGAGUAUAGAAAGUGUCAAACACCGAAGGGAAAUGUCAACCUUAAAUUCAAACUGAGAGUACGACAUUGUCUUAAUUGCAGUCGUACAGUUCCCUUCAGAAGAGGGGAUGUAUUUAUUUGCACUGUCAUUGUGGGAGGAUGUACUUUUGAUUUAUGAUCACAUUUCAAGACUCUAGUGAUGUCUACCACAGAUCAGCCGCAGCGCAGUGCUGUGGCGUUGUAUCAGAUGAAAGUUCUCAAAGUUUUGUUUCUUUGUAUGCUUUAUUCAAAUGAGUUGUUUUACAUGUCACGCCAACAGCGGUACAAACACAAACUGUUUAACGGGACAUUUAUAAAAAGAAAUGCUUCAAAUAGUUUGAACCUAAUGUUUAAAAAUAAUUUCUUUAGGUACCAGCUAAAGUUCUAUCCAGUGGGGUGCUUUAUGUUGAUCCAUCGGAGUUUAUUUAUUCUAUGUAGAUGUUUGGAUGUCUCAGCCUGGUCUUGAACAUGUACGGCUUGUUUGGGAGUCUCAGGGACAGUCACAUGGGAUCAGUUUACUCUGUGAGCCUCUUCCACUGUCUGUAUAUAUGAACUGCACUAAGUGGAACAUUUUGAACAUAUCAUUAGGAAGUUGCUGGGGUUAUAUCUCUUUAUUGCGUGUUUUAUAACUUUUUUCUGCUGUUUUUUUACGAGAUAGCUUAUUGGGGUCCCAUUUCUGUGCCUUUGGUUCUCUUUUAGUGUAAAGUCUUGGGAAGAUACUGACGCUUGUUGUGUGAGAAAACCUUUCCAGGGUUUGAUUCCUGACAGGACUUCAUGUUGGAAACUGCUGUAGUUCAUGUUUGAGAUACCAUGAAUGUUAACUAUGACACUUGUAGGACUGUCUGCAGUCUGCGAAAAAUAAAUAUGGUACAUUUUA